Cordyceps militaris CM01 is the source of this 255-nucleotide messenger RNA. RefSeq lists its product as uncharacterized. The record is from RefSeq and is a predicted model, not a curated record. Lineage: Eukaryota; Fungi; Ascomycota; Sordariomycetes; Hypocreales; Cordycipitaceae. The transcript is spliced from 2 exons. The coding region runs from base 1 to 255 and encodes 84 amino acids.
AUGUCGGAGACGGAGCAGCGCACCACCACCACCACCACCUCCACCACCCUCCCGCUGCGCACCAACAGAGAACCCAGCAGCACGCAGCAGGAUCGCAAGGUGGUCGACGGGCCCUCGGUCGCCACCACCACGACGUGGACGCCCAACUUGGCGCGCCGGCAGAGCUGGAACGCGCAGGACCGCACGCACGAGCUGCAAAUGGCCACGGUCCAUGCCGCGCGCACCGGUCCCGGCUUCACCGAGCGUUCGUCGUGA